This is a messenger RNA of Anneissia japonica, 3070 nucleotides long. RefSeq lists its product as uncharacterized. Gene Ontology annotation, biological process: positive regulation of cell population proliferation; positive regulation of protein autophosphorylation. The record is from RefSeq and is a predicted model, not a curated record. Gene Ontology annotation, cellular component: membrane. Gene Ontology annotation, molecular function: growth factor receptor binding; growth factor activity. NCBI's taxonomy places the organism in Eukaryota, Metazoa, Echinodermata, Crinoidea, Comatulida, Comatulidae.
UUUUGAAGAAGUUCAUGGUUGGACCGCGCGCGACAAAGUGCGAAGGAUGAAGUGCGAAGAUGAUAGGAUUUAAAAUCCGACUAAUAAAUACGUCUUAUAAGUAUGUCUGCCACUUCAUUUUAGAAAAUUGAAGGUGGAACGGCGGAACAAUGUGGCUCUGUUGGAACUGUUCUCAGAUUUUGCGCCUGCAUAUGUUAAUUGUCUGCCUUUUUGGAGUGAUUUCCUCCAGCCAACAGUUGAACAUUCAAUUGCUGAAUUACCAAAGUGUAUUCCAAGGGUUAAAAUAGUCGACGUACCGAAGGGUGACGACCCCAACGUGUUCUUUUGGCCUCCCUGUGUGACGUUACGCAAAUGCAGCGGGUGUUGUACCAGCGACCUCUAUGAAUGCACAGCUGUACGGACACAACCGGUCGUCAUUAAUGUGUUGAAAUAUUUACCGAAUUUCGGUGAUGGUGGGAGAGAAUUUGAGGAAUAUUCUAUAACAAUGGAGGAGGAUGACAGUUGUCAGUGCUUGUGCAAGGUGCAGCAGAAGCAUUGCAAUUUGAAUAUCCAUCGGUAUGCACAGUGCUCUUGUCAGUGUAUCAGAGGCAAGCAGACUUGUACAGACACCAUGUACUGGGACACUCAAACAUGUAGCUGUGUAUGCAAUGCCACUCCUCAACAACGGGUGUGCAGUAGAAAGCGACAGGUGUUCAAUGAAGAGUCAUGCCAAUGUGAGUGCAAGAAACAUGCCAGGGAACGUUGCCAACUACCAAAGGUGUUCAAUGAGCUGAAGUGCAAAUGUGAAGAAGUAUUAGUAUCCAAGACAACACCUACUUCUCAAAUACGCAAGUGCGUACCAAUUAUCUGUCCGGUUGGCAUCAACUUUGACCUGAUAUCGUGUCAGUGUGAACUAGACACAGAAACAGCAAAAAUUACCACAAAAACAUCUGUGGACAUUCCUUUCAACGAUCGCCCUUAAUAAAGUAUUCAUAAACUUGUGCCAGUAACAUUUGAAUAUUAUAAAAAUUAAUUUUUCUUCUAUAUGAAGCAAUAUUAAGCUUACAAUAAGGUGAUCAUUGGUGUAAACACAAAUUUAUAUUUCCUGUAAAAUAAGCUUAAUCAAGAGCAGCUAAUAAGGUGUGUGCUGUAGAAAGACGCCUUGGACUGAGCCCAUAAAUCAUGUUGGUGGAUGUCAAUUGUUGGAGACAAACUUGUUGGAUGCAAUAUUUUGUUUAAUGCUGUUGUUUCGUAGCACCUGCUUUAAACUGGUCAACAACCCUUUUAUACAGUACAUGGAUAUGAUCAUAAGGGUAAAACUCUAAACAGUUUAUGUACAGUAGCACAGUCAUCAUCAGAAGGAAAGAGCAUUUCUUAUUCAAAUUUUCACAAUUUUUAAAGGAUUGGAUAAGUUGAAUGUUUUUUUAAUUGUCGUCAGUUGCCUUCACUAGGAGACGUUAAUUAAAAUUAAAGAAGCCACGGGCUAAAGAGUGGAAAAAAAACAAUUUUAACAUGGGAGUUGUUUUUGACUAGCUGACAAUUGAUCAGUCUGGAAGAACACUGGCAAAACCACCACCAAAGGUAUGUCAGACUCAUUCAGAGGAGCAAAUAAGAGACAAUGCUUAAAAUUCAACAUCAAAUUAAACUCAGGAUUUCUAUUUUAAUUGUUCUAAAUAAUUUAAACAAAUUCUGUAUUAGAUGGAGAGGACAGUGAAUAAUGAUUGGCUAUUGACAAUGCUACUGAAUAUUUAUUGGGUGAUGAUGGUACAUCACCAAAUGUUUGGGUGCUCAUUGUGUGUAUACAAAAGAAAUCUGUGUGAUUCAGGUGUGAAUCAAACCAACAACCUCCAGGUAACUAGCCUGAUGUCUUAACCACUUGACCACCAAGCUUACAUUGGGUGGCUAGUUGAUGAAUUUGAUCCCCAAGUAGCAGCGGUACUGCAAUGCUAUUUUGAUGGCGUUUUGCGUCGGGAGAAAUAAUACGAAAUGAUGUUUGACCUACCUGACAAGUUUUAAGUACUGUACUAAAUCCUCAUUCCUAUAUACUUGGCAAAAAAAAUGAUUUUAAUGCUGGUUUCAGAUAUAUCUGAAACAGUCUUGUUUUUCAGUGUCUGUUAAAAUGUUCUGCUGUACCUUAAUUUCAUAUUGUAUACCUUGCUUUAGAAAUACAAUUUGCAUUGCUGUUAUUCAGCUCUAAAUAUAUGAAAAUUAAUAUUUAUUGAUAACAUUCUUGGUGAUUAUUGUAUUUUAAAUCAAAUUUGGGGUGCUUAGCCAGCCCAUCGGUAUCACCGUGAAUGUAACUAAAAUAUACUUUCAGUUAAUAUGUUUAAUGUUAGAUCCUUUCAGAUUUGUAUGUAUUAUGGAUAUAAAUCAAAUGUAAAGAAUGUUUUUUUAAUGAAAGAGAACUCAGCAUCAUUAUUGAAUUGAUAUGGCUGUCAGAAUGCAAUAGAUUGAGUAUUUGAAUAUACAGUUAAACUUUCCUGUCAACUUUGCAUAAAUCGAAUAACUUCUAAGUCGAAUUUAUUUUACAUGCCAAAUUGUUGUGUUUUCCAUUAAUCAACAAUCUGUAAGGCAAAUUUUAUCUAAAACAAUUUUGCAAUGACAUUUUGGAUUCAACUUAGGCAGGUUCAACUGUAUUUUGCAUAAAUCAACAAAUUGAACACAAAGGUCCAAAAUUGGAAGAAAGGACUUCUGGGACAUUGGUUAAAUAAGCUUUCUUAAUCCAUCUAAUUUCAUUUUGCUGCACAUAAUUACAUGAGACAAUUGAUAAUAAAGCAGUGAAAACAUGCAAAUAUUAUAAAUCUGUGGGAGAUGGGUUAUCUUCGGAAGAAUCUUGCUUGCUUACGGGAAUCUGUCUGAAUUUCUGAGCGACUAGGGACCACUGUGAACAUGUGGAGAUAAUGAUGAUGAAAUUGAAAAAGGACAGAUAAAUACCACCAUUCUUGCAUUCUUUUUUAUUUGUACAGUAGUAGUCUGGUUAAUAGUACUGUAAUAGGGUUACAAGCUGGAGUGCCAUCUUAUUUUUGUUGCAUUGAAAUAUUAAUGUCUCUAAGUCUAAGUUUUGUAAAUGUAUUAAACAUAUUUUGAAGCA